This is a messenger RNA of Mya arenaria, 1035 nucleotides long. Its product is annotated as potassium voltage-gated channel protein Shaw-like. Gene Ontology annotation, cellular component: voltage-gated potassium channel complex. Gene Ontology annotation, molecular function: voltage-gated potassium channel activity. The coding region runs from base 1 to 1035 and encodes 344 amino acids. The record is from RefSeq and is a predicted model, not a curated record. Gene Ontology annotation, biological process: potassium ion transmembrane transport; protein homooligomerization. Lineage: Eukaryota; Metazoa; Mollusca; Bivalvia; Myida; Myidae. The transcript is spliced from 6 exons.
AUGUCGGCAUACAGGGCCAGGAAUUGUUUAAUGCCCGGAAUACCUCCAUUCCCAGAUAUUUUGACCAUUGUCCUUGCUGAUGAAUCUAAGCUUGCUCGCUUGCAAGAAGAUGACUUGGUACUCGAGACCAGUACGGACAGGAAUGAAUACUUCUUUGACAGAAAUCCAGUCUUUUUCAAUAUCAUACUGGACGCGUACAGAAAAGGUGUUGUCCAUCUGCCGAAAGACAUAUGCGGGUUGGAUUUUAAGAAAGAACUGGAUUUUUGGGAGAUUUCACCGGGGCAUGUUGCCCCGUGUUGCUGGGAAGCCUACUACAGGGGCCAGUCAGAAGAAGAUACAAUGACACGCCUGAUGGACAACUACAAGAAAAACACAAACGUCUGUCUGAUGCUAGGGCAACGAAAAAGCUUUAAAGAGAAACUUUGGCUUUUCUUGGACGAGCCACACUCGUCGAGGCAUGCGUUCAUCUGGGCAGUGUUUAUGUCAUCCAUUGUCGUACUGUCGACAGUUUUACUGUGCAUCGCAACUUUGCCCACAGACUUUGACAAAAGUUCUGAAGAUGAAAUUAAACUCGUUCAAAGAAUUGCUGAUAUUUUCGGCUUCAAAAACCAAACGGGUAAACAGUUGGAAGAGUUGAAAUGGAAUAAUGCAUUGUUAAUGAGCAUGGCGGCUUUUACAUUAAUUUUGACAGCAGAGAUAUUGGUCUGUUUCACCUUAUGCCCGAUUAAGAGACAAUUCUGGAACACACGCAGAGUUCUUACCUUUCUUGGCUACAUCUGCUUUUGGAUAACUUUUGGUUUAGAGUUGAAUCUCGAAAUUUUGACUGCAAAACCAGCCGAAUACUCAUUUAACGAGAAAAUGAAUAACGCUUUCAGCGCCAUGUACUGGGCCUUGAUCACCAUGACAACAGUCGGAUACGGAGAUUACGUACCAGAAACAGUAUUAGGUCAUGUGGUUGCUUGCGCAUGCGCAAAGCCCAAGAUCAAGGAGGCCCUCCGACAGGGUCUUCUUAGUGUUGUAGCUGCUGAAUCCUAA